AUGGCUGAAGGAGGCAUUAGUAGCAGCGCCGAUCGUAUGGUGGGCGCUGACCACGCUGAAGUUCGCUACUUCACUAGCUACGAUCAUCAUGGCAUUCAUGAGGAGAUGCUGAAAGACGAUGUCCGUACUCGGUCCUACCGUGAUGCCAUCUACCAGAACAAGCACAUCUUCAAGGACAAGGUCGUCCUUGAUGUCGGAUGUGGUACCGGCAUUCUCAGCAUGUUCGCCGUCCGUGCCGGCGCAAAACACGUUAUUGGUGUCGACAUGUCUUCUAUCAUCGAAAAGGCUCGUGAAAUCGUUGCCGUGAACGGUAUGGCCGAUAAGAUCACUCUCCUGCAGGGAAAGAUGGAAGAGGUGAAUCUUCCUUUCCCCCAGGUUGACAUUAUUGUGUCCGAGUGGAUGGGAUAUUUCCUUCUCUACGAGAGCAUGCUGGACACCGUUCUCUAUGCCCGUGAUAGAUACCUUGCUCCGGGGGGAAAGAUCUUCCCUGAUCAGGCUACCAUCUACGUUGCUGGUAUUGAAGACGGCGAGUACAAGGACGAUAAGAUCGGAUUCUGGGACAACGUUUAUGGCUUCAACUACAGCCCCAUGAAAGAUGUUGCCCUGACCGAGCCCCUCGUCGACACCGUUGAAAUGAAGGCUGUUGUCACGGACCCCUGCGCCGUGCUCACCUUGGAUCUGUACACAGUCACACCCGCAGACUUGUCCUUCAAAGUCCCAUACUCGCUUCCCGUUAAGCGUAAUGACUUCAUCCAUGCCAUCAUCGCCUGGUUCGAUAUCCAAUUCACCGCGUGCCACAAGCCCAUCACUUUCUCUACUGGUCCUCACGCCAAGUACACCCACUGGAAGCAAACCGUCUUCUAUUUGCGGGAUGUCUUGACUGUUGAGGAAGAGGAGGCAGUCAGCGGAGUCCUCGAAAACAAGCCGAACGCAAAGAACAAGCGUGAUCUUGAUAUCAAGCUCUCUUACACUUUGGAGACACGGGAUCCGAUCCGUUACGCUCAAGGCGAGUGCGAGUACAAGAUGUGCUAA
Molecule: messenger RNA, 1032 nt
Organism: Talaromyces marneffei
Lineage: Eukaryota; Fungi; Ascomycota; Eurotiomycetes; Eurotiales; Trichocomaceae
Exons: 7
Coding region: 1-1032 (343 amino acids)
Biological process (GO): peptidyl-arginine methylation
Cellular component (GO): nucleus
Molecular function (GO): protein-arginine N-methyltransferase activity
Source: RefSeq, a predicted model, not a curated record